This is a messenger RNA of Postia placenta MAD-698-R-SB12, 897 nucleotides long. RefSeq lists its product as hypothetical. The coding region runs from base 1 to 897 and encodes 298 amino acids. The record is from RefSeq and is a predicted model, not a curated record. The transcript is spliced from 6 exons. Lineage: Eukaryota; Fungi; Basidiomycota; Agaricomycetes; Polyporales; Adustoporiaceae. Gene Ontology annotation, molecular function: ATP binding; protein serine/threonine kinase activity. Gene Ontology annotation, biological process: protein phosphorylation.
AUGUCCGCAGAAAUAGCGGAAAAAUUAGAUGGAGAGGUUAGACUGAUCUCGGACCCUCGCACUGAGACAAUCCUCGUAGCAAAGGACUGGCAGCAGUACAUAGCAGGAGGUUUGCGAGAAGGAGGGUACAUUGGAAAAGGAUAUUCAAAGUUUGCAUUUGAGGGGCGACUCGGAACAAUACCAGUCGCUAUCUUCCAAAUGAGGCCAAUUGGAGAUCCUAGCGACCGGGACUUAAAUCAACGGGAUAUGAUAGCUGAACUCCGUAUAUUGGCACUCGGGCAAUACUUCCUGGAUGCCUUCUACAGGCGUGUGAAGGCCUAUCAUGUCAAAGGCCUUCCUGGUACCUUUGUUGGUCAAGUGACAUCUGAGCUCCCUCCACCUCCGGCCUCCAUUGCUGACAAGGAUACGAGAAGUUUACUAUACGACAUGUUUCUCGCUGCGCCACUGCUUGAAACCAGGGACAUUGAACCUGGGUACAAAGAAGUGAAGUACUCAGGCACUGACUGUGCCGGCCAGAACACAGAUACACUCGGAGUGGCCAUUGAUGCAUUUGCGCAUCACACCCUUGUUGAUAGUCAGGGAACACUUGUUUUUGUUGAUUUACAAGGUCUCAUAAAGCUGAGUGGUAAAUUCGUUAUCUACGAUCCACAGAUUCAAAGUCUCGAGGGCUCAGCAGGAUUCUAUGACAAGGGAAAGGCAGGGAUCGACACAUUCAUCAAACAACAUACAUGCAAUGGUGUUUGUCGCGCUCUAGGACUUGAUAAGGAGUCGAAAUACCCCGCCGCAGAGGGCCGUGGCAAGACUCCAGUCGUGGGAUGUUCGUCUGUCAGUGUUGAAAACAUCUUCUUGCCUAGAGGCCAACAAGGCCCACUUCGCCAUGGGUUUCCAUCCGAGUAG